AAUCAACGCGUUUUCUACAACCAACAGGUGCUCCUGUCGCUCGUCAGCGUGUCGUUGGCUAAACCCCAACACCUGCCGGCGGCCGCCCAAUAUCCGGCUGGUGUAAAUCCACAGGACUGUCCCGGCUUUCCGAUCUGUGAUAACGCCCGUUUGCACAAUCCACAAUCGCAUUGGGGUGCACCCGCUCCCGCUUGGCAACCGCAACAACAAUGGGGCGCUCCAGCUCCCGCUUGGCAACCAGAACAACACUGGGGCGCACCCGCACCCUCAUGGCAGCCAGCACCAGCGCCUAGCGCUGGCGGUGACAAAUUCCCAGCUGGCGUGAAUCCACACACCUGCCCCAACUAUCCAUUCUGCGAUGUGAAUGCUGGUCAUCAUGGCGCCGUCGCUGCGCCACCACUACCCGGCUGGACCGAACGUCAGUACCCAGCUGGCGUGUCGCCACAUCAGUGCCCUAACUUCCCUUACUGUAACUAAGCGCAGGCCAUAGCCACAGUCGCAGUCGCUGUCGCAGACACAGCCACAGCUACAAGUACAGUUACAGUUAAAGUCAAUGUAGCUGCGGUAGUCAGCGCCUGUAACAAUAUCACCUGUCGGACGAAGUCCCGCUUUCAGCAUCCUAUCGAAACUCACCGCAUAUCCAGCCAAUCACUGCCCCGCCCCGGCCAUUUUCACCAACUUCAACACCACUUCCGCACUCCUUCGCUCUUCCUCUUACAACGCCUCAAGUUCUCAAUGCUAUUGUACAGUUGGAGUUUGUUGUUGGUCCAUAAGUAAAUAAAAUGUGCAUUUGGAAGUCUUUUUUGUCCUUAUAAA
This is a messenger RNA of Rhagoletis pomonella (apple maggot), 816 nucleotides long. Its product is annotated as cuticle protein 1. The record is from RefSeq and is a predicted model, not a curated record. The annotation marks the transcript as partial. Gene Ontology annotation, molecular function: structural constituent of cuticle. NCBI's taxonomy places the organism in Eukaryota, Metazoa, Arthropoda, Insecta, Diptera, Tephritidae. The transcript has a single exon.